AUGGCGGAGGACUCGGACGAGGAGCCGCCGCCAAGGCCGCAGAUGUUCCCGGGGUCCAGCCCCAGGAUGCUCAGCUGCUCCAGCGACAGGACGCUGCGGCUCUUCGACAUGAAGACAGGUGUCCUCAAGCGGUCCCUCGCCGGGCACAAGCGGGAGGUUCUCUGCCUGGCCGUGGACUGGAAGGACCACAGGGCGCUCAGCGGCUCCGCAGACCACACCGUGGCCAGCACGCGCCCGCAGACCUUCGUCGCCGCCGUCGUCAAGGGAUGA
This is a messenger RNA of Prorocentrum cordatum, 270 nucleotides long. The record is from the annotation of a GenBank genome assembly. NCBI's taxonomy places the organism in Eukaryota, Dinophyceae, Prorocentrales, Prorocentraceae.